AUGGAAUGUCCUAUCAAUCCGACCGAGCUGAGGCAGCUCCAGACGCUGAUCAGCUACUGUGAGCUUGCCCCGGGGCUACUAAAUCUGCCCGAGCUGAGCUUUCUAAAGAAGUUCGUUGAAAGUCUGGGCGGAAAGGUCCCGGAGGGUGUUCCGGAUCUGAGCGGCAUGAUGGGUGGCAAAAAGAAAAGCAGCGCCGAGGACACGGCAGGAACAGAACCGAAAAAGGAGGAACCCAAGGAAGUUGAAUCGGAUCCAGAAUCAGAGCUGGAGUUGAACAACGAGGGAUGCGUGGAGCCGGAUUCGGAACCAAACCAACCGAUGGGUGACGCAUCGAAGGAACCUACGGAAGAAGAAUUCGACCAGGCGAACGAUUUCCGAUCACAGGCGGCUGCGGCGUACGGCGAGGGAAAGUACGAUGAAGCCGUAAAACUGUUUACCGAUGCCAUCCAGCUAAACCCGAAGAGUGCUCUGUACUACGCGAAGCGUGGUCAAGCCUAUCUGAAGUUGCAGAAACCAAACGCCUGUAUCCGCGACUGUGACCGUGCGUUGGAAAUCAACCCGGACUCGGCGACGGCGUACAAAUUCCGCGGACGUGCGAACCGUCUGCUGGGCCAUUGGGAGGAAGCGGUCAAGGAUUUGCGGCAGGCCUGCAAGCUGGACUUUGACGAGGAGGCGGACGAGUGGCUGAAGGAGGUAACGCCGAACGCGAAAAAGAUCGAACAGCACAACCAAAAGCAGGCCCGCCGGCGGGAGGAGCGUGAGUUCCGCGAACGUCAGGAACGCGUCCGCAAAGCGCAAGAAGCGAACCGCAAGGCGGCAGAGGAGGGUAGCAGUGCGACCGGGGCGCGACCAGGUGCUGGUGGAAUGCCUUAUGCUAAAGGAAUUCCUGAAGAGAUGCUGAAAUUGUUUGAUGAUCCGGAGGUGCGUGACGCGAUUAUGGACAUGUUUUCCAACCCGUCCAAUAUCUCAAAGUACGCGAACAAUCCGAAGAUCAUGUCGGUACUGAUGAAGAUGUACUCGAACAAUCCUGGUGGCGGUGGUUUUCCUGGAUUCAAUACUAGCGGUGGUUUUCCUGGAUUCGGUGAUGGGGGUGAUUUCCCAAACUUUGAUGGCUCCGAUGGUGGAGCUGGUGCGGGUGCAGGAGCUGAUGCAAAGGCCGGUGCUGGAAGUGGCGGUGCCCACGUAGAUGAUCUAGAUUAG
Messenger RNA from Anopheles maculipalpis, 1200 nucleotides. Its product is annotated as putative protein FAM10A4. The transcript has a single exon. The record is from RefSeq and is a predicted model, not a curated record. Lineage: Eukaryota; Metazoa; Arthropoda; Insecta; Diptera; Culicidae. The coding region runs from base 1 to 1200 and encodes 399 amino acids. Gene Ontology annotation, molecular function: Hsp70 protein binding; protein dimerization activity.